Molecule: messenger RNA, 4350 nt
Organism: Phyllostomus discolor (pale spear-nosed bat)
Lineage: Eukaryota; Metazoa; Chordata; Mammalia; Chiroptera; Phyllostomidae
Gene: MSH4
Product: mutS homolog 4
Exons: 21
Coding region: 1352-4153 (933 amino acids)
Biological process (GO): reciprocal meiotic recombination; mismatch repair
Cellular component (GO): nucleus
Molecular function (GO): ATP-dependent DNA damage sensor activity; mismatched DNA binding; ATP binding
Source: RefSeq, a predicted model, not a curated record
UGCCCCCAAAGGGGGACCUGGCUUGCAACCCAGGCAUGUGUGCUGACCAGGAAUGGAACCAAUGACCUUUUUGCUUUAUGGGACUGCUUAACCCAGUAAGCCACACCCCUCUGGGUGUGACGGCACCUUUUGUGUUGGUUUUCAGAAAGACUAAAAUGAGCUCAGGUGUUCUCAGAGUAUUGCAUUUUUAGUGAAAAAUAUUUUUCUUGAGGUGGAAUUUGAAAUUUCUUAAAUGUUUGCAAUACUUUGUAUUGGUCAUUUGAAGUGAUUUUGCACGUGGGUAUUCAUGGAACACAUUUGUCAGUGUCAGUUUUAACAUUUUGAGUAUAAGUUCUUAGAUCAUUCAGAUUGUUGGAAUUGUCCAGGAGUAUUUUGACAAGUAGCUAAUUUGAAGAAUUGCGGCUAAAUUUCAGGCUUUCUGAAAGCUUGGAGGUCAUUAGGUGGAAUGCUUAAAUGGCAUAGGAAAUAUUUGAAGAAGUUUGGAGGGCUGCUGUCAUUGCUGCCUGUAGUUGAACUAUUCUGUGACUACCCGAUUUAUGAUAAUUGCAUGCGUUUGAUAAUGCUUUAAACGGAUGCCUUCUAAGGCAUCCAGAGUAUUUUAUCCAGAGUAUUUUUUCAAUCCUAUCUUUAUGAAGUUUGUACUAUUUCCAUACUCAAGAAAACAACAUACAUAGUUUCCCAAAGAUUAUUUGUUGAAAAGCUAGACUAGAGUUUGAAGUUGUGUAGUCUGCUCCUAACUGAAUUAUGGGUGUGAAGUUCCAAUAGCAGAAAUUGGGAGAUUGGGAUCUGUUCUUAAAACUGUCCCAAGAGAGAUCCAUUGUUUGUUUCUUUCCUAUUGUACUGUACAGAACCAUGUGUUUACUGGUUGAAAGGCUAUCUUGCAGUGAUAAUGACCUUGUUCCGGAUGCUUAUGCUUAAGAGGUUAACUGCUCUUCCCUGUAUUUAGCCACAAAACUGAUGUUAAAUUGAUUGUACCAUAAAGUGUAAGCAUGAAAAAGCUAGUGUACUUGGGAGUAGUGGGAAAUGUUAAGCCUUGGGAUAAGGGAAAUAGAAAGAUACAUGAAUAAUGGGGCUACCAAAUUGUAGGAUGGUAGGCUACCUACAUGCAGGCUAUCAGUUAAACUGCAUGUUGAGUUCUGUACCUUAGAUAAAGGUCAUAACCAAAUCCUGCGGUGGUGUACGCCAGUUGUGAAUAGAGGAAAGGUGGAAUGGAAAGCUGGAGUCCUGUGCGCAUGCGCUCUGUGGCUCUGUGCGUCUGCACGUCGUCCUCCCGCCUUUCCUCCCCAGCGUUGCUUUCUCACAGCUAAGGGCCGGACCAGAAGUUUCUUCCUGGUACCUGAGGUUUGUGAGGAUGCUGAGGCCUGAGAUCUCUUCAGCCUCACCUUCUGUCCCUGCUGCUUCCCUGGCAUCCCUAGAGGCUCGGUCACAAGGGUCCCGCUACAAUUUUGGGAUCCGGGAGACACCCCAGAGCCACCCGUCAGCCAAGGCCUCGGCCUCCACACCAACUGGCACGUCUGGGGCCGCGGGCGACCGGAGCAGCAGCAGCAGCCUCCCUCGGCUUGCGACACGUACCCUGCCAGCUCAAGGUUCGUACUUUAGAAACAAAAGAUCUUAUGCAGAAAACACAUUUGCAUCAAAUUUUACUUUUGGUACAAGCUCUUCUUCUGCACAAGACAAUAAUUAUCUUCGAACACUAAAAACUCCAUUGUCUGCUGGAAAUCCCCAGAGGUCAGGUUAUAAAAGUUGGACACCGCAAAUGGGAUAUUCAGCAGCUACGUCCUCAUCUACAGUGUCUGCGCACUCCCCAUCCGUUAUUGUAGCUGUUGUAGAAGGGAGGGGACUUGCCAGAGGUGAAAUAGGAAUGGCAAGUGUUGAUUUAAAAAGCCCACAAAUUAUAUUAUCUCAGUUUGCAGACAACACAACAUAUACAAAGGUGAUCACUAAACUCAAAAUUUUAUCACCUUUGGAAAUAAUAAUGUCAAACACUGCUUGUGUUGCGGGGAACUCAACUAAGUUGUUUACUCUGAUCACAGAGAAUUUCAAGAAUGUAAAUUUCACUACUGUCCAAAGAAAAUACUUCAAUGAAACAAAAGGAUUAGAGUACAUCGAACAGUUAUGCAUAGCAGAGUUCAGCACUGUUCUGAUGGAGGUUCAGUCCAAGUAUUACUGCCUUGCAGCUAUUGCAGCUUUAUUAAAAUAUGUUGAGUUUAUUCAAAAUUCAGUUUAUGCGCCCAGAUCGCUGAAGAUUUGUUUUCAAGGUAGUGAACAGACAGCCAUGAUAGAUUCAUCAUCAGCCCAAAACCUUGAAUUACUAAUUAAUAGUCAAGACAGUAGGAAUAAUCACACUCUCUUUGGUGUUCUGAAUUACACUAAGACUCCUGGAGGGAGUAGAAGACUUCGUUCUAAUAUAUUAGAACCUCUAGUUGAUAUUGAAACAAUUAACAUGAGAUUAGAUUGUGUUCAAGAACUACUUCAAGAUGAGGAACUCUUUUUUGGACUUCAGUCAGUUAUAUCAAGAUUUCUUGAUACAGAGCAGCUUCUUUCUGUUUUAGUCCAAAUUCCAAAGCAAGACACGGUUAAUGUAGCUGAAUCAAAGAUAACAAAUUUAAUAUACCUAAAACAUACCUUGGAACUUGUGGAUCCUUUAAAGAUUACUCUGAAGAACUGUAAUAUGCCUUUAUUAAGAGCUUACUAUGGAUCUUUGGAAGAUAAGAGGUUUGGAAUCAUACUUGAAAAGAUUAAAACAGUAAUUAAUGAUGAUGCAAGAUACAUGAAAGGAUGCCUGAACAUGAGGACUCAGAAGUGCUAUGCAGUGAGGUCUAACAUAAAUGAGUUUCUUGACAUAGCUAGAAGAACAUAUACAGAGAUUGUAGAUGACAUAGCAGGAAUGAUAUCACAACUUGCAGAAAAAUAUGGUCUUCCUUUAAGGACAAGUUUUAGCUCUACUAGAGGAUUUUUCAUCCAGAUGACUAUAGAUUGUACAGCCUUACCCAAUGAUCAACUUCCUUCAGAGUUUAUUAAGAUUUCUAAAGUGAAAAAUUCUUAUAGCUUUACUUCAGCAGAUUUAAUUAAAAUGAAUGAAAGAUGCCAAGAGUCUUUGAGAGAAAUCUAUCACAUGACUUACAUGAUAGUGUGCAAGCUGCUUAGUGAGAUUUAUGAAUAUAUUCAUUGUUUAUAUAAACUGUCUGACACCGUGUCAAUGCUGGAUAUGCUACUGUCAUUUGCUCAUGCCUGCACUCUUUCUGACUAUGUUCGGCCAGAGUUUACUGAUACAUUAGCAAUCAAACAGGGAUGGCAUCCCAUUCUUGAAAGAAUAUCUGUGGAAAAACCUGUUGCCAACAAUACCUAUAUUACAGAAGGAAGUAAUUUUUUGAUCAUAACUGGACCAAAUAUGAGUGGGAAAUCCACGUAUUUAAAACAGAUUGCACUUUGUCAGAUUAUGGCCCAGAUUGGAUCAUAUGUUCCAGCAGAAUAUUCUUCCUUUAGAAUUGCUGAACAGAUUUUUACAAGAAUCAGUACUGAUGAUGAUAUAGAAACAAAUUCAUCAACAUUUAUGAAGGAAAUGAAAGAGAUAGCAUACAUUGUACAUAAUGCUAAUGACAAAUCACUCAUAUUAAUUGAUGAACUUGGCAGAGGUACUAAUACAGAAGAAGGUAUUGGCAUUUGUUAUGCUGUUUGUGAAUAUCUGCUGAGCUUAAAGGCAUUUACACUGUUUGCUACACAUUUCUUGGAACUAUGCCAUCUAGAUGUCCUGUAUCCCAAUGUAGAAAACAUGCAUUUUGAAGUUCAACAUGUAAAAAACACCUCAAGAAAUAAAGGAGCAAUCUUGUAUACCUACAGACUUUCUAAGGGAUUCACAGAAGAAAAAAAUUAUGGGUUAAAAGCCGCAGAGGUGUCAUCACUCCCACCAUCAAUUGUCUUGGAUGCCAAAGAAAUCACAACUCAAAUUACCAGACAAAUUUUGAAAAACCAGUGGAAUACCCCUGAGAUGGAAAGACAGAGAGCUGUGUACCAUCUAGCUACUAGGCUAGUUCAGACUGCUCGAAACUCUCGGUUGGAUCCAGACAGUCUGCGAACAUAUUUAAGCAAUCUCAAAAAGAAGUAUGAAGCAGAUGUUACCAAGGCUGAGCAAGUUUCAGGAAAGACUGAAUAAUAGUUCAUAUUAUACAAAUGAAAUUAAAAUUCAUUUUAUAUUUUAGUUAGCAACUACUUGAUAUUAAUCUCAGAAUUAUCAUCCCCUAUAUAUUCUGUAUAAGAAAAUGUUUGUUAUUACUACCUACCAAUGAGAACUAUUUAAAGGGCUGAUUUUUAGGACAAAAAUUAGUGUGAUGUGAUACUUUUUUCAUUUAU